CUCCGUGCCCCGCGCCCGGCGGCAGGCUUGGCGCCAUGGCGUCGCCCUUCAGCGGGGUGUUGCAGCUGACGGACCUGGAUGACUUCAUCGGGCCGUCCCAGGACUGCAUCAAGCCCGUGAAGGUGGACAGGCGGCCCGGAAGCGAAGUGGCCAAGAUCCACAUCGAGGACGACGGGAGUUACUUCCAGGACGGAGGGACCCAGAGGCUGGAGAAGGCAAAGAUCUCGCUGGAUGACUGCCUGGCAUGCAGUGGCUGUGUCACCUCGGCGGAGACCGUGCUCAUCACUCAGCAAAGCCACGAGGAGCUGCGGAAGGUCCUAGAUGCCAACAAGACGGCAGCCCCGGGGCAGCAGAGGCUGGUUGUGGUUUCUGUCUCGCCCCAAUCCAGAGCUUCGCUGGCUGCAAGAUUUCAGCUGAGCCCUACGGACACUGCCAGGAAGCUGACCGCAUUCUUCAAGAAGAUCGGUGUGCACUAUGUGUUUGAUACCGCCUUCUCGAGGAACUUCAGUCUCCUGGAGAGCCAGCGCGAGUUUGUGCAGCGGUUCCGAGAACAGGCCAACUCCACGCAGGCCUUGCCUGUGCUCACGUCCGUCUGCCCAGGCUGGAUCUGCUAUGCUGAGAAGACGCACGGGAACUUCCUCAUCCCUUACCUCAGCACUGCCCGGUCCCCACAGCAGGUCAUGGGCUCCCUGGUCAAGGACUUCUUUGCCCAGCAGCAGCAUUUGACCCCCGACAGGAUCUACCAUGUGACGGUAAUGCCGUGCUAUGACAAAAAGCUGGAAGCUUCCAGACCAGACUUUUUCAACCAGGAGCACCAGACGCGUGACGUGGAUUGUGUCGUCACCACAGGAGAAGUGUUCAAGUUGCUGGAGGAAGAAGGGGUGUCACUCUCAGAACUGGAGCCAGCCCCCCUGGACAGCCUGUGCAGCAGCGUGUCUGCCCAAGAACCCAGCAGCCAUCGGGGUGGGGGCUCCGGGGGCUACCUGGAGCACGUGUUCCAGCAUGCAGCCCGGGAGCUCUUUGGAAUCCACGUGGAUGAGGUCACCUACAGACCCCUGAGGAACAAGGACUUCCAGGAGGUGACCCUGGAGAAGGAGGGCCGCGUCCUGCUGCACUUUGCCGCAGCCUACGGCUUCCGCAACAUCCAGAAUUUGGUGCAGAAGCUCAAGCGAGGGCGCUGCCCGUACCAUUACGUGGAGGUCAUGGCCUGCCCCGCAGGCUGCUUGAACGGCGGAGGCCAGCUCAAGGCCCCCGACGUGCCCAGCAAGGAGCUUCUCCAGCAGGUUGAGAUGCUGUACGGCAUGGUUAGGACGGAGGUGCCAGAGGACGUGCCUGGCGUCCAGGAACUGUAUAGGAGCUGGCUGCAGGGUGAAGGCUCAGAGCAGGCUGGCCGCCUGCUGCACACAAGCUACCAUGCGGUGGAGAAGGCCAGCUCCGGCCUCAGCAUCAGGUGGUAGGAGGCCUCCUCACAGGUCUGCUGGGCCUACCACAGCCAGUCCUGGGACCCCAGGGAUCGCCCCCAAAACACCGAGUGGCAGGGAUGUGUUGAAACCCACACAGAAACAGGACUUGGACCCAUAGCCAGUGAAGGUGACCUCAAGCCUGCACUCACCCAGACUCCCCAUGGCAGGAGGCCCGAGGUUCCCCAAGGUCCCAGAACCUCCCCGUGGGCCCAAGUCUGUGAGCAGUGUCCUCGUGAGGGCCUGUCUUGUGAGCAGCUUAAGGGAGAGCUGGGACCCCUCCCCAUGUCUGGAGUCACCCCCCUGAAGCAGGGUUGGCCAGGCUAGUCAAGCUCCUUGCCCAGGGUGAGGAGCCCUCCUGCACUGGUCAGCAGUGGACGCUGGCAGGAGAGGAGCACCCAGCCCACAGCACCUGUGCUGGGGAUGGAGUACCUGCCCCACCUGGAACUGGGUGUUGAGGACGCUGUGGCUUCUGGGACCUGAGAACUUGCGUUUCUGGGCAGUGUUCCAGGUGGGAAGCAGGUUCUGUUGAUCAGGCAGGAAGUCCCGUCCCACAGCUGGGCCCCCCCGACCGGGUGGGGGAGAGGACAGAUUGCGCUGAGCCCGCCAGGCCUGUCACCACAGAGCUCCAAAUCUAAUAAAGGGAUCUCUCUGAAAACGG
Molecule: messenger RNA, 2121 nt
Organism: Nyctereutes procyonoides (raccoon dog)
Lineage: Eukaryota; Metazoa; Chordata; Mammalia; Carnivora; Canidae
Gene: CIAO3
Product: cytosolic iron-sulfur assembly component 3
Exons: 11
Coding region: 36-1457 (473 amino acids)
Biological process (GO): iron-sulfur cluster assembly
Cellular component (GO): cytosolic [4Fe-4S] assembly targeting complex
Molecular function (GO): 4 iron, 4 sulfur cluster binding
Source: RefSeq, a predicted model, not a curated record